UGUCACUUGGCUCAGUAUGAUCACUGAAAUAUUAUUUUUUCCUAUUUGGAUCCUUUCAACAGCCCCUGUUGCCAGUUCAUUGUGUGCACAAUAUACCCAUCGGACAGUUGUGAUCACUGGAGGACUUCUGGCUUUUUCAGGAAUGGCACUGGGAUUUUUUGGAUUCAACAUGGUAUGGAUGUAUGCAACAACUGGCUUCCUACAGGGUCUCGGCAUCUCUUUUUCAUGGACACCAGCCAUUAGCAUUGUAAGCCACUAUUUCUCCAAGAAAAGGGCUUUGGCCAAUGCUGUUGCCAGUGCUGGAGAAUGUGCCUUUGCAUUCAUGUUUGGACCAUUUUUCCAGUGGCUGAUUAGUCAGUAUGGAUGGAAAGGUGCCCUCUUGAUCAUAGGUGGCAUCCAACUCAAUGUUUGUGUCUGUGGAGUGCUGAUGCGACCCCUGGCAAGCAGCUGCCUCCUUAAGGCCAGGCAUUGUGAAACUGAAACACCACCAGGCAACAGUGCAUCCAGGAGAGACAAAGAUAAGUCUCCCAUCACGCACAAAACCUUUAACUGGAUGCUUGUGAGGCGACCAGAAUUUGUACUUUAUGCCAUUUUUGGUAUAUUAGCUGCUAUGAGUUUUUUUGUUCCUCCAUUAUUUUUAGUUCCACUUAGCUACAGCCUGGGAAUAGAUGAAUCAUGGACUUCAACCCUCCUAUCCAUUUUGGCUAUAGUGGACUUUGGAGGCAGACUGCUGUGUGGCUGGUAUGCCAACCUCCAUGUAACCAAAACCAUUCAUUUGCUGGCAAUGACGAUUACAUUGAUGAGUACUUCCCUGAUGUUGUUGCCACUGGCUAACAAUUACGUAUCCUUGGCAAUAUUCACUGGCUUCUAUGGAUUCUUCUUUGGUACAACAGUCUCCAUUCACAUUACAGUGCUGGCAGAUGUUGUGGGCAUGCCAGAAUUUGACAGUGCUCUAGGGCUUUUCAUGCUCAUUCGAAGUACUGGAGGUUUUGUGGGGCCUCCUCUUGCAGGUAAGUUAAGACAAUUAACUGCCAAAUACAGCUUACAAGAAGAAAGGGGAAUGGUAAUCCAAGCUGAAAAGAUCUGGAUCUGCACUCAGAUUUCCCCCUUUUUAGCUCAGGAGUAUUUGAGCCAAGAAGUACAUAAAAACAGUUUAAAUUCUCUCCAAAAUACCUUGCUCCCUCUCUUCUGUGUGAUUUCAGAGAUACCAUUUCAACAAGAAACAAGAGAUGAAAGGCAGGGUUCACAUGGUGGUCCUGCUUCCUGAUUCCCACAUAAUACCACUUGAUGGCCUCCAACUAUCUUGCUAAGAAGGUGUGCCUUUGGGACAAGUAGCAGACAUACAAUUUUAGAGAAGAAACUGAAAUUUCAGACUAGUGAUGUUGCAUAAAUGCUGGUGUUGUUGGGAGGGUUUCUACAGAAGUUCAAAUUGAACAGCCUGAAACAUUAGGCUAUGUAAACCUAAAAUAUUCAGAUAAAUGCCUGCUGGUUUUAGACAGCAUUUGAGCCAACUAUUAUACUAAAUAGGGAAGGCAGCAUGUAAGAAGAGUGGGAAGA
This is a messenger RNA of Catharus ustulatus (Swainson's thrush), 1557 nucleotides long. Its product is annotated as monocarboxylate transporter 2-like. Lineage: Eukaryota; Metazoa; Chordata; Aves; Passeriformes; Turdidae. Gene Ontology annotation, molecular function: monocarboxylic acid transmembrane transporter activity. The coding region runs from base 17 to 1267 and encodes 416 amino acids. Gene Ontology annotation, biological process: transmembrane transport; monocarboxylic acid transport. The transcript is spliced from 3 exons. The record is from RefSeq and is a predicted model, not a curated record.